AUGAAAUGUGUCCGUGCUGAGCCGUCUCUUCUGAGUGACCUCUUCUACGCACUGGUGGGGCUGGACUGCAACUUAAUCCGCGUAAGAAAGAGCGCAACCAUCGAUGUUUUCUUUAAAUCUUCGAUAUCGCAGGACGACAUUCAGAUAAUCAACACUCUUCUGAGCAUAAUAGUCGGCAUUAAGGAGUGCAGAUAUAAAAUAGACGAAGAGUACUUCUCUUCUGAAGUGAUAAAACAGUAUUUGUUCAAGGGGCUGGAGGAGGAGAUAAAAAUCUUUAUUGGAAAAGUAGACCAGAUCAGAAACAACGUGAAAAACAUAGAUGUGCAGGCGCUUACCUUUCUCUUCCAGGAGGACAUAGACAAGUUCAGCAGAAUAAGCAUGAUUCUGAGAGAAAUAGAGAGCGUAACGGGUUUGUUUUUGCUGGAGGUUGUGAUGAAAAGUAAGGUAGAGUGCUCCUCCAUUGUAAGCCAUCUCGCACUCCCGAUUAACAGGGUGCUGGUGCGGCUAGUAGAGGGAAAAGAGACAGACGGGUAUUUUGAAGAAAGAAACACGUACGACUAUGGAGAGUGCUUUUGGAGCAGCCACUACAGGGUAAAAGAUAUGCCAUCUUAUCUCGCUAAUUCAAUCGGUGUUCUAACUGAUUUGGGUAAAAUAUCAAAGAUAAGAAAAACCGUUGGUGAAGCACAGAUUGACUACAGAGGAGAUAUAAUAUACAUAGAAAACAAGAUGGUUGUAAUAAACGAGCAAAGAAUACGCGAGUACUACAGCAUUAUAGCAGACUGUCCCAUUGUAAGAGAAGAGUGGAAAAGCGGCAUAACAGAGAUGUUUGGGAGGAUCGGACUGGAUGUGCGCAAAUACUCCGAGCUUUUCAGGGAGAUGGGGAGUAGAAUUCUAAAACAGCCGUCUAAGAAGGACAUUUCGAUGGUAAACUAUAUAAUGCGCAGGGGAAGCCCUGGAUACUCAGCAUUUGAAGAGCAUGUAGACUCUCCGUCUCUCUCUUUUUUAGACGACUCUACUUUUUUAUUGGAGAGCGUGGAAGGAGUGCGAACUUCUCCUGUUUCUUUUAUUUACAGCGAAUCAUCCUUAUCAAGAACUUUGCUGGGGAUAUACGACACAAAGUGCAGCAAAACAGUUGGCGGGCUCUCUCUUCUGCAGGGCCUGGAUAUUUCUCUCUCUCUUAGAGAGCCUCUUUCGAUGUUCUUCUCUGCUAAGUCUAUUUCCGAGAUAAAAAUUCUGUUUAGGCUGAUUUACUCGCUCUAUGCGGUUGAAUACUUCCUGUGCUGCCAGUACAGCCACUGGAGAAUACGGCAGAUGCUUCUAGGUUUUGUCACGGGCGUGAGAAUGUUUAUAACAGAGAAGAUAGACGAAGAAUUUCAGAAAGUGAUAAACGAGAACAAUAUCUCCAUGUACCACAGCACAUUGGAGAAUGCCCUGUGGAAUAUAACGAAAGCAUCGCUAUUGACUAGCCCUUUCCUCAUACAGUUCUACAGCAGAGUCUUUUCCAUUGCUUUCAUGUACAUUGAAAUAAAAAAUAGAGAAAUGCUCACGGCUGCAGAAGUGGAAGAGAUCAUCCAGUCGCUAAAGAGCUGCUUUAAGGCCGCCAUACCGUACGUUAAGUCGCCGUUUUUGGUUCUACUUUUUGAGUCUCUCGUGUAG
Messenger RNA from Nematocida minor, 1656 nucleotides. RefSeq lists its product as uncharacterized. The record is from RefSeq and is a predicted model, not a curated record. The transcript has a single exon. The coding region runs from base 1 to 1656 and encodes 551 amino acids. Lineage: Eukaryota; Fungi; Microsporidia.